GAGCCAAUUAGUAAUUAAUCGGGCAGCGUUCCUGGCCAAUCACAGCAGCGUAAACAAAAACGCAUCAGAAUGUAAACAAAGGCACAUGAGUCUCAUCUACCGUUAGUGGAGUAAAUUUACCUUAUUUUUGGAAUAUACAUACCAUGAAAAUCAAGGAGAGUCAAAUGGCUUCAGUCCUACGUCCAGAAGUCAAGAAAUUAGCAAACAUGUUUAGUGACUAUGGAUAUGAAUUGCGAAUAGCUGGUGGAGCAGUAAGGGACUUACUCUUGGGGAAUGUGCCGCAUGACUUGGACUUUGCUACAACAGCAACUCCAGAAGAAAUGAAGGCAAUGUUUGAAACGGAAGGAGUCAGGAUGAUAAAUUCUUCUGGAGAAAAACAUGGUACUGUAACCGUACGUCUCGAGGAAGAAAACUUUGAAUGCACUACUUUAAGAAUUGACGUGGAAACUGAUGGUAGGCAUGCAGUGGUUCAGUUCACCAAAGAAUGGGAGUUGGAUGCUAACCGCCGUGAUCUUACCAUAAAUGCCAUGUUUCUUGGACUGGAUGGUACUGUCUUUGACUAUUUUGAAGGAAGUAAACAUCUUCAAGAUAGGUUGGUCACUUUUGUUGGUGAUGCUGAUAAACGUAUCCAAGAAGAUUAUUUGCGGAUUCUUCGUUAUUUUCGCUUUUAUGGCCGUAUAGCAAAUGGUCCUGAUAACCAUAAACCAGAAGUCUUGGAGAGUAUCAAAGCUAAUGUUGAUGGUCUUAGAAAGAUUUCUGGAGAGAGAAUAUGGGUGGAACUACGGAAAAUAAUUACAGGAAACUAUGGAGAUGAUCUUCUAGUCAAAAUGGUGGAGUGUGGUAUAGGGCCUUACAUUGGCUUCCCAGAAAAUUUUAACUGUGACAAUAUGAGGACAGUGUAUAAAAAAUGUAAAGAAGCAGGUAUACCAAUAAAAGAAAUGCAUCACAUGACUCUUUUGGCCUCUGGAUUUUCAAAUGAAGAAGAAUGCAUCAAAUUGAUAACAAGAAUUAAGUGCUCCAAAAGAGAACAGGAGAUCAUGCUUCAUAUUAUUAGAUUCAGAGACUUUGCAAUGCAAGCAGCUUCAUUCAAGGAAAUUAAAGAUCACAUUGUGGACCUUGUAAUUGGUGAAAGAAGAAAUAAAGACAUUUCUUUGCUUUAUGUAAGUGAGGUCUUAAAGUAUGCUUGUAGAACAGAUUAUCUUGAAAACAUUAAAGAGUGGGACAUACCAAAGUUUCCAGUGAGUGGACACAUGGUACUGGAGAAGAACAUUCCUCGUAAGAAAACAAAAUUAGCUAUGGUAGAUAUGUUGGAGGAAUGGAAAAAAUCGGAUUUUACAUUAAAUGCAGAGGAAUUACUAGAGACACUAGAUGCUACUCGCUAUCAGUAAAAAAGAAAUCCUUGAGUUCCAACUGCGAAAAUGAAUUACAUGUACUGUGAUGAUGCUUUAAUUGUGAGAUGCUGUAAUAUCUUCAAUAAUUUUAUGCAAUAAAAGGUAUUUUUUGUU
This is a messenger RNA of Cherax quadricarinatus, 1505 nucleotides long. Its product is annotated as CCA tRNA nucleotidyltransferase 1, mitochondrial. NCBI's taxonomy places the organism in Eukaryota, Metazoa, Arthropoda, Malacostraca, Decapoda, Parastacidae. Gene Ontology annotation, molecular function: nucleotidyltransferase activity; tRNA binding. Gene Ontology annotation, biological process: tRNA 3'-terminal CCA addition; mitochondrial tRNA 3'-end processing. The record is from RefSeq and is a predicted model, not a curated record. Gene Ontology annotation, cellular component: mitochondrion.